AUGCGCGCGGAGCGGCCCCCGGCCCCGGCCCGCCCCGCCCCGCGCGCCCCUCCCGCCCGCACCGCCGGGCCCACGGCGCCGCCGGCUAGCGCCCAGGCCUAUCGCCCAGUCAGCGUUGCGGGCGGCGCGGCUCUGCUCCGGGUAAGGAGGGCGCCGCCGCCCGCGCCGCGGGGCCGCCGCCCCGGGUGCCCCCGCGCCCUGCACCCGGCGCCCCGCCGAGCGCGCGUCGCCCGCGGCGGGGCCGGGCGGGGGGCGGCGGCAGUUGGGAGUCGCCUCGCCCCACGCCGCCUCUUUCUCUUUCUCUUUCGCCGCCGGGCGCGGGCCGGGCUCCCCCGCGGGGCGCUGCCCACUUGUCGCCCACUUCGGACGGGCCGGGCCGGGGGCGGGGACGGCAGGACUCCCGCGGCCCUUGGGCCCCCGCGUUGGGCGUCGCUUCCUCCUGGGCGGGACGUCCCCGCGGCUCCCGUCCUGAGGGCCGAGACCCGAGCCCAGAGUCUGCCCGGCCCGGCGCGGGGACGUGGGGGCCGGAGUCCCACCUGCCGCCCUCCCCGGGGACCCCGCCCAGAGCGCGGCGGGCUGGGCUUACCUGGGCGUCGAGCGGUUACUUGCGGGGUCGGUGCGGGCGUGUCCCGAGGUUACUCGGCCUACACCUUGCCCGAGGCACCGGCUUCGGAGAUCCUGCUAUGCCGGGCCAACAGCCUCUGCGGGGGUGAAGGGUCCGACUUCCCACUCGGGGUCAUCGUCCUGGGUGGUGCCCUCAACACUUUUUUCGGGAUUCGCCCACCCACCCCCUCGGUGGUGACUACCCCCCCCGCCCCCGCCGUGGUGGAGGCCGAGCAGACUCCACAGAUCCCAGAGGGCGGAGCCGUGGGACUGGUGGGUGGCCGACUUCAGGGGCUGGAGGAGCCACCGCCAGAGCCAGUGUGGAUGCUGCUCACUGACCUUAGAAACGCGGGGUUUGCACUCAAGGGACGAGGCUGGGCUUUCGUGUGGAGACUGAGGGUCUGCGGAACAUUCCAGGGGUUUGCCCCUGCAGUGGCCACGCGUGAGGCCUGGUCUUGGGAGCAGUACUUGAAGGAACAGGAGGCCGUGGCAGCGCCCGUUGAGCUGUUUUCCAAGGACCAGUCCUUUCCGGAGCGUGAAAAUGGUUUUCAGGUUGGAAUGAGAUUAGAAGGCAUUGACCCCCGUCAUCCAUCUGUGUUUUGUGUGCUUUCUGUAGCUGAGGUGUGUGGUUACCGUCUCAGACUUCAUUUUGACGGUUAUUUAAGCUGCUAUGAUUUUUGGACUAAUGCUGGGUCCCCUGACAUUCAUCCAGUAGGGUGGUGUGAAAAGACCAAACAUGAAUUACACAUCCCUAAGGGUUAUAGAAAAGAUAAAUUUGUUUGGAUGGAUUACUUGAAGGCCUGCAAAUUGCAAAAUGCUCCCAAGAAAUUAUUCAGAAACAGAAAUUCUAAUGGGCCAGUGCCUAAGGAAUUUCAGGUUGGAAUGAAGCUGGAGGCUGUCGACAGGAAGAACCCUUCCUUGGUAUGUGUGGCAACCGUAGCAGAUGUUGUUGGAGAUCGCUUGCUAGUGCAUUUUGACAAUUGGGAUGAUAGUUACGAUUACUGGUGUGACGUCAAUAGUCCUUAUGUUCAGCCAGUUGGUUGGUGUCAGGAGCAUGGAAGAACUCUGAUAGCACCCCAAGGUUAUCCUGAGCCAGAAAAAUUUUCCUGGACAGAAUAUCUGGAAGCUACUCGAACUAAUGCAGUACCUGCCAAAGUUUUUAAAAUGCGGUUGCCCCAUGGUUUUCUCCCGAAUAUGAAACUUGAAGUCGUGGAUAAACGAAACCCCAGGUUAAUUCGUGUUGCUACGAUUAUAGAUGUUGAUGACCAAAGAAUAAAGGUCCAUUUUGAUUCCUGGGACCACAAAUAUGACUACUGGAUGGAUACAGACAGCCCUGACAUUCACCCAGUCGGAUGGUGUGACGUCACUGGUCAUCCCCUGGAAGUGCCGCAUCGGGCAAAUGAUGUGAAAAUCCUUCCAGGUCAAGCUGUUUGUCCCACUCCAGGGUGCCGAGGGAUAGGCCAUAUCCGUGGUCCGCGGUACUCAGGACAUCACAGUGCCUUUGGCUGCCCGUAUUCGGACAUGAACUUGAAAAAGGAGGCAACACUUCUUGAUCGUCUGCGAGAACAAACACAGGCAAAUGUGGACUCAGACUCUGCACAUUCAAAAUCGAAAAACCUCUGUAGUUUGAACUUCAAUGGAAAACACGAAAAGGUGAACAGCCAGUCCAGACUUGUACAGCAGGCAAAGUGUUUGAAAAUCAAAGGAACAGAAGAUAUUGACUUGGAUAUCCUCUUCAGAGAGCACUUGGCCGCGCGGACGCAGCGGGCCCUGCACCAGUCGGUCUUCAUGUCGUCCUCGAUCGCCCAGCCUUUCCGGGACCUUCCCCUGGGCCGCGAACAGCACCUCAAGCUGCUCCCCGGCGUGGCCGACGUGCAGGCUGGCAAGGUGGCCCGGUGGACGGUGGAUGAGGUGGCUGAGUUCGUACAGUCUCUGCUGGGCUGUGAAGAGCAUGCCAAGUGCUUCAAGAAAGAGCAGAUUGAUGGCAAAGCCUUCCUGCUCCUGACACAGAAGGACAUUGUCCAGGUGAUGAAGAUCAAACUGGGUCCAGCCCUGAAGAUUUAUAACUCCAUCCUCAUGUUCAGAAGCUCCCAGGACCUCGCCAGGGAAGCUGCCAGCGUCCGGGGGAGGGGCCGAGGUCCCGGGGAGGCUGGCCACAAGGCCCGGCUGGCCUGGAGCGCGAGGACAGCGGACCGCGGCUGGCACGAGCCCCGCGGGGCGCGCAGCUCGGCGGGGGCGGCUCCGCUCGACCGGGCCCGAGUUCGCCGGGGGACAACUUACUGUGUUCGCUCUGCGUCCACACUGCCAACUCCCAAGUGGGAGGGGGGAAACAGCAAAAAGCUGUAUCGCAUCCGAGACAACAGCCGCGGGUCCGACCGCCCCGAGCCGAGCAAGCCGCCACCGCCGCCGCCGCCGCCGCCGCCGCCGCCGCGGGCUCAACUCCACCCGGCGGAGCCCGGCGCGCCGCAGCCACACAAAGAGGCGCCGGGCCGGCCGGGAGCGCCGCAGGAGGGCACGGCGAGGGACCGGGGCGGCGGCGGCGGCGGGGAGAGCGGCUCCAGGCAGGAUGCAGGAUGCGGAGAACCUGACACUUCUCGGAAACUCUUGGAAAUGGCUCCCGCCCCGGCACUGUAG
Lipotes vexillifer (Yangtze River dolphin) is the source of this 3237-nucleotide messenger RNA. RefSeq names its product L3MBTL histone methyl-lysine binding protein 4 (gene L3MBTL4). Gene Ontology annotation, molecular function: zinc ion binding; chromatin binding; histone binding. The transcript has 22 exons. Lineage: Eukaryota; Metazoa; Chordata; Mammalia; Artiodactyla; Lipotidae. Bases 1 to 3237 code for a protein of 1078 amino acids. Gene Ontology annotation, cellular component: nucleus. Gene Ontology annotation, biological process: negative regulation of DNA-templated transcription. The record is from RefSeq and is a predicted model, not a curated record.